Molecule: messenger RNA, 1365 nt
Organism: Fusarium sp. VM40
Lineage: Eukaryota; Fungi; Ascomycota; Sordariomycetes; Hypocreales; Nectriaceae
Source: the annotation of a GenBank genome assembly
AUGCCGAAACGAAAGCGCGGGGAACCCAAUCUUGGGGAAAAGCUUGAGAAGCACUGCAACGAUGUAUCCAAGGCUUUGAAGGCCGCAAAAGGUCUCGAGCGCCAGCGAUACAGCAAGAGACUUCAUGAGGAUAAGGUUGAGCCUGAGAAGAAGGAAAGAUUGGAGCGGGAAGUGACCGUCUUGAAGUCGCUCGAUCUUCAUCAAACAGCCCGCGCGCAUUUGUACUCGUCAAUUCUCAAAGUCAAGGACCUCGCCGCAUCUCCCAAUCUCCCCGAAGACGUCCGCACCGGCGUUCCCAAACCCGAACUCACUCCCGAAGAACAAGCUGCUCUGCACAAUGUGACCAGUGGAUUAUAUAACCGCGAACUUGUUAAGCAGGCCAUCACCCGUGCCAUCACUACCUUCUGCCAGGCCCUCGACGUUCCUCUACCCGGAAAGGCGAAACGUGUACGAAAGUCUAAAAAGGACGAGCAGGAGGAGCAGCCGUCCGACCGGAUAGAAGAGGAUGCUAAGCCUGAAGCCAAACCUGCCAAGGAAAAUGUACGGGCAUCAAUCGAGAAGGAGGAAGAGGUAGAGGAAGAGGACGAGUCAGAUUUUGAGGGCUUCUCAGACCAUGAUGACCCUGUACGAGAGCCUGAGGAGCUCGACAGUGAAGAGGAAUCAAAAGAAGAAAAGUCUCUGUCGAAAUAUGAGCAUCUGCUAGGCGGUUCUUCGGACUCAGAUUCGGACGAUUUCAACGACGAGCGCUUCGAGAAAUUUAAGGGCAAAGAAAAGGUCAACCUCGACGACAUCUCUGUUUCUGGCUCGGACGCAGCACCCGGGCUUGGUUCCGAGUCAGAGCCCGAAUCAGACGCGGAUGAUCAGCUUUCGAUCUCUGCAUCGCCUUCACCACCCCCGGCCAAGAAGAAGAAGCAGAAGGCAUUUGCACCCGGAGAUCGUGACUUCCUGCCCACUCUUAUGGGCGGCUAUAUCUCAGGUUCCGAAUCUGCCUCUGAUGUCGAUGUGGCACCCGCGAAGAAGCGCCGCGGCCAACGGGCUCGUCAGGCAAUCUGGGAGAAGAAGUUUGGCAACAAGGCAAAGCAUCUGCAGAAGCCAGCUUGGGAGACACAGGGCGGCCGCGAGGCCGGCUGGGAUGCUAAGCGUGGUGCCGUGGAGACGGGAGAUGGCCCGCGAACGCCUUGGAAGAAGGGCAUUCGUAACCCUCUAGCUAGCGGCGCGAGGGCGGAGGCCAAGCCUGAGGUGAACAGACCGCCGCCGAAGAAGGACGAUGAAGGACCACUGCAUCCUAGUUGGGUGGCCAGGAAGCAGGCGAAGGAUGCAGAGAAGACGGCGGCGUUUGCGGGUUCAAAGAUUACAUUUGACUAG